AUGGUCAAGCCCCCCGUUCAGAUGAUUCUGGAAUCACCGUUACAUCAUCCAAGCGCCAGAGGUAUUCAAAAAUUUGCUCGACAAGGUCGAUCGCUUGGCGCAUCUCAAAUGAUGCGUCAAGACUACACAAGUCAAGCAGAUGCAAAUCAAGUUGCCCCUAGGCAGUCUUCGUUGUACUGCAAACCUGCGGCUAGACAACACGUCCAACAACCGGCUCUGUCAUAUCAUGGAAUAGAUGACAAGCGGUACCAACGCGGAACCACGCUGCUUGGUGCAUCCUGGAUUGUUGACCCCGAUAACAAGACGCGGAAGCUAAGCUAA
Molecule: messenger RNA, 321 nt
Organism: Peronospora belbahrii
Lineage: Eukaryota; Oomycota; Peronosporomycetes; Peronosporales; Peronosporaceae
Source: the annotation of a GenBank genome assembly